Messenger RNA from Ogataea haglerorum, 1767 nucleotides. RefSeq lists its product as uncharacterized. The transcript has 2 exons. Gene Ontology annotation, molecular function: zinc ion binding; SUMO ligase activity. NCBI's taxonomy places the organism in Eukaryota, Fungi, Ascomycota, Pichiomycetes, Pichiales, Pichiaceae. Gene Ontology annotation, biological process: protein sumoylation. Bases 1 to 1767 code for a protein of 588 amino acids. The record is from RefSeq and is a predicted model, not a curated record.
AUGAGUGGGCCCUCAGGAAUGAUGCCUGAGAAUAUGUUUCAGAACAUCUGCAGGUCGAUUGGACUGGUUCGGUCAGGUCGCAAGGCCGACAUCGCGGGCCGCUUGGAGCAGUUUUUCUCCAGUGGAAAAUACCAGGGAGAUAACGCACGCUUACUUGCGGUUCGAGCGCUCAUAAUGAAAGCAUCAAUAGGACAGGAACUUCCGCCUUACCAGGUGCUGUAUGCUACGUAUCGCACCAAUGCCCACACAAUCCAUGUUCCAAACCAGUACACGCCAGACCAGCCGUCAGCGCCGCCACCAGCACCUGCUCCCGUCCCUCGACCGGCUCCAACUACUGUGUUCAAGAGGAGUGAUUUCUACAGUCUUAGACAACGAAUACAUGCGAAUGGCAUGAAUCCUGUUCUUGCGCCCCAAAAGAUAAAGGAUCGAGGCUGUUGCAGAUUUGUUUUCAACCUGCUUCCAGAGGAAAGACAGCUGCUGACGAGCAGUCCCAACAUGAGAGCGUGUCUGAUUUCCGCACAGCGGUCUGCUUCCAUGAGCGAGCAGGACCUGGAAUUCCCGCAACCGAACGAGAUCACGCUAAACGGCAUAAAACUGAAGCAAACAGGACGGGGAAUUAAAGGCAAGCCAGGGUCUGCGAAGCCCAUAGACUUGACCGAGCACUUGCGAUUGGGCGAAACUAAUAGAUUGGAUGUGGUGUACGCGUUCACCAACGUCGAUUUUUGGCUAUACUUGUAUAUUGUGGAGACGAUACCGGUGAGCUUGCUUCUGGACCGGAUUGUCAAUAAGGCGCACAUUUCAGAGCAACAGACCAUCGAAAGCAUCAUGGAGAGACAUCAGGAGGACGAUGACGAUCUAAUUCAGACGGAGAAAGAGGUGGUUUCGCUGAUGUGUCCCUGCUCAUUUAUCAAGAUGAGGUAUCCGUGCCGGUCAACCAAAUGCCGCCAUAUCCAGUGUUUUGACGCGCUCUCGUUCUUGCAGUUGCAGCAACAGGCUCCGACAUGGCAGUGUCCCGUGUGUUCUUCCCGAAUCGAGCUUAGCGACCUGGCCUUAGACGACUAUUUUCUAAAGAUAGUGGAGCAAACGGGGGAAGACGACGAAGCAAUCGAAAUCGACGAGCAGGGCAACUGGACCAUAAAGCACGAGACCGAGCAGUCAAGAGAGCAGAGCGAGCAGCCUCAGGCUCACGCAAAAAGCGAGGAGCCGGUGGCUGUCAUCAGUCUUGACAGCGAAGAUGAUGAAGAAGAUGCACAGGAGAUGCAGAAUGAUGUCCACAGCGGAACGAACUCUGCUUUGCAGCAAAGCCGUCCAGAAAGUACUGACGCGCUUUCAUUGCAGGUUUCGGAACACCGAGAGGGAACUAAUGAGGCAGAGAAUAUGCACGCUGUUUCUCUGCCCCCAGCUCCACGACCCCGUGCUUUCGAGGUGAUCAGCCUGGAAUCUGACGAAGAAACAGACGUGAACGGCUCCGAAACGUACCCGCCAGAGUCUUCCGAGACUCCGAAUUUCGUCGAGGGACUGCCCCACCACGCUCAAAAUUACCAGCCAUUCGAGCCCGCGGCUGAAGAGCUGGCUAAAAAAUCUGCCGCGUAUUCGGCCGAACAAAAACAGGAGUCGACAGAGAAAGUUAGUGCGCAGACUCUUUUCAUGCACGACACGUCCCCUGACGUUGUCGGGAACGGCAGCUCGGACAUGGGCCGCGGGGAGAGUGACGCGGCCCAGACCAAAAAUAGCGACCCCCUGCUGGGAUUUCAUCUACCGUUGUAA